Molecule: messenger RNA, 4054 nt
Organism: Hermetia illucens (black soldier fly)
Lineage: Eukaryota; Metazoa; Arthropoda; Insecta; Diptera; Stratiomyidae
Product: flocculation protein FLO11-like
Exons: 5
Coding region: 164-2923 (919 amino acids)
Source: RefSeq, a predicted model, not a curated record
ACUACUGAUCAGUGGCGUCGCAGUGACGGCGCUGCUGGUGAUCGGAUUCUUCCUUUGGAAUCGCGUAAGGCAGCGGAAGAUCAGGGUCAGGGAGAAUCGGCAAGGCAACGACGAUCAGAGGAGCAUAGGAAGCAUUGGUUACAUUGGUGGAAACAUUGCAUACAUGGGUGGUGGUAUGGAGUAUACUUAUGAAGGAAAUUCUAACCCCUAUCAACUGUGGAAGCCACCCAGUGGAUACUUCCCUCGCGGUGAAGCACCACCGCCAUAUGAGGAAGCCGUGGCUUUGGCACAGGCGGAAGCAUUGAGUACUCAGUGCACUGUCAGUGUGGCAACAACUACACAUCGCACAAUGCCGCUUGGGCUCAACCCAAAUGAACCAAUGUUGAAUGAAGCCCAACCAAACAUAACAACGAGCACAACUAAUCUAAUAAAUAUUAAUAUAAACAAUGGUGGAAAUAUAACCGCACUAGCCACUGGAGAAAAUCAUCAAAGUCCAUACAGCUUGGCAUCGUCGAAUCUUUCAUCGAAUAAUCAACCACGCUCAACUCAAACUCAUUCUAAUUGCUCAAGUUCGUCAAGCAGCAUUGGCGAGCCUUCAAAUAUGCUCACUGUUCGUAGUAAUAAUCACAACCAAUCGUAUCAACUACAACAAGCUCAAGCGAAUUCCAGUUGUGUUCAGGCAGCGACUUUGAUGACGAUGCCAUCGAUGCAAGGUCAGACCCAAUGUAGUAAUAAUACUGCUCUAUCACAAAUGUGCAAUAGCCAGGCAACGAAUACUAUUGUUGCAACGCAAAGCCAUACCUAUCAAGUACCAACAAAUAACCAAGUAUCAGCAGAGGUAGUUGAAUGCACUUAUAAAAACUGCACACUGAACAUGAAAGUGAGUGGAAAUUCGAGACAAAAUCGUGACUCUUCUGUGCCAAAUGCGGCAUCUGCAUCAAUGCAGCAAUGUCCGACAAAUUGUAAUUUGACUGGAAACCAAGAAUGCACAAUGUCUAGUCUAAGUGAGGAGAACAGAAACUCAUCUGCGGCCAUAUUACCGCCUCCAUUGUUCGACGAAAACGAGAUGCAACCAGAAAUCACUUGUGUCGAAAUGAUAAAAACACCUUCGUCAAUGCGUCGUUAUCAUCGCACUAUACCACGUCAUUUCACGGCAACCAAUACAGAUCCGAUGGGAUCACACAAAGAUAAAGCAGGAAUUAGUGGGAGCAACGGCGGCUCAAAUACACUUCAUACACAAAGUGUAACUAAUAAGAAGCCAACAUGCCAAUGCCCCGUACAGCACGUUCCCAUGACUUACAUGGGAACUAGCCAUUUUAACUCUCAACAUCAUAGCCAGAAUAAUAUGUUUUUAUCGAGUUUAUCGACAAAAUUAGUGAAUAAUAAUGUUGCUAGCAGUAAUGCAAAGCCGAGCAUAGCCUUGCCCGCAAAGAAUAGCUCACACUCAACGAGUACAUCUAAAGGAGCUUCGAAACUACACACGGACACGUCUUCUUCAUUCUUAAAGACUGAACACUCAAGCAGCGGAACAUUAAGACGCUCUAAUCAUCAUUCAAGUGGGAGUUAUCCCAAUCAUAACGGGAACAAAAUUGCAACAAUAUCACGCCAUGUUGUGGAGCAGCGACAUCACGAUACAGGACAAACUCAACAACAGCACAGUGGCCAAGUUCAAUCUAUUUUAAAAACGCCAACUGCAAAAGAACGUAUGCAUAAUAAUCAUCAUUCAAAUUUGAUGAAAUCUUCAGUAGGAAGUGAAGUGUUUAAUCCACCUUUUCCCAUUCAAUUUAUCGAUGGUAUGUCGAAAUUAAAUGCCGCAGACAGUUCACAACAUCCUGCUCUACCACCAAAGAUGUAUAAAAGCCAUCAGCCGUCGUGCAGCCAGAAUGGUGGACUAAAACAGUCGAAUCCGGCAUACGUCUCGAAGAUACACACAAUAUCGAAGCCAUCUGAAGCACAACCUGUCCCUCCACGCACCACAUCAGUUUCAAGGUCGAGUGGAGCGUACUCGCAUCAACUUAACAUCUUAUCGACUGCCCCACAGCAAUAUCCCUCCUCUCCAGCCUAUACAAAAUCACUGCCCCGUAAGGAUGAUAAGAUCCACACAUUGACGCUGCCACCUCCUGCGGGGAUGUUGAACGUCGAAAAGUCGCAGAGUAUGGGAAAAAUAAACACCACAACAUAUUACCCCAUGCAAAAUGGUCAUGUGACCUACACCCUGCCUAAAUCAUCGAAUGGCAAGGUCUCGCUCAACAGUACUAUAGCUAGUGUAGUAAGUAAGGUCCCGUCAGUGAUUAGCAUCCCCUCUCCUUCGAUGUCGUUACAAACGAUUGAUAAUGCAGUUCAACCCAACCAACACCCAACAACUCCCACCCAAACUAUUGCGCCAACGUCGUCUUCAAAGGCUCUACUGUCCGCUACAACAUAUGAUACAAUACACAAAUCUUCUGUUAUAAAUCAACCCUUCUCCAGUAUCCCACCCACCGAAAAGAUGAAAUCCACCACCCUACCGAAAAGUAAGGUAACUACACCUACAACUUCUGCUCCGUUGACGUCAACUUUUUCGUCGAAAUCUGAUGAGAAACCGCUUCCGGUUUGUACAACUUCAAAAAAUUGCUCAAAUCCAAAAGAACAUUUCUUGCCGAAUGACACCAGUUUAGAUGAUGACUAUCUAAGUGAAUGUGAGAAUUGUAAAACAGCACAUAGUUCACGCUAUUACUUGGAGGAAGAGAUCGAAGAAGCACCUCAAGAAACUAUGACAUUGCAACGGAAAAUGGAUGAUAAGGAAGAGGAGCCAGCGUAUUAUAGGACCUCUUUAACAUUACCGACAAAUACCAAGAAGACCACCACAAUAAAAAACAACCGUGAACAAUGGUUUUCUUCAAUACCAGCAAGUUCAUCUUCAGACGAGGAAGCAAACGAAUGAGAUUUAAGUCAUCUUCUUUAAGUGUAAGUACCGCAUUUUAUCUAGAAAUAAAAUUCAGUUAGAAUUCCAAUUAUUUUCAAGAAAUUCAACAAAUGGUACAAAAUGAAGCAAACAAAAUCAGAAAUAUAAUUUAAUUUUAGGCAAUGAUAGUUACGUUUCCAGUUCAUUCUUUAUAGAACUCUGAGAAAUGAAAGCGGGUUACCAUUUCAUGGGCAAAUGUGUUAUAUAUUCUGAGUUUGCUUAGUGUUAAUUUCUAAUAAAAAGCCUGAAUGAUACCAAAGAUUGUAAACAAAUAUUUUUAAAUGAAAUCUCAUAUUGAGUUGGUGAUUAGAAAUUGAUUUCCAAUGUAUAAUUGAAAUGUUAAUUUUCUCAAAUACCUAAGAAUGGAAAAAACUUAAAGAAGAUAGAAAAUAAGAUAUUCAAACAGAACCAUUUUCAAAAGUAUUAGAUGUAUUAACAGAAACUGGAAGGAAAGCGUAAAGCUUAGACGUAACUAAGAUUCAAUAUAUCGUUUUAUCUAAGAGGUCGAUCGGCGUGUAAUGCGCAAUUGUAUAUAGCAAGACUGCCGCAUUAAAGUAUUAGACAGUAUUUUCGAAAACAAAUUCUGUUAGAAUAUAUCUCGAAUUUUACGUUUUAUUCAGAACUAUGGUAAAUAUAUUUGGCUUUAGUGAUAAGGAAUUUCUUAAUGCAUUUAAUUUGGCAACCAUUAUAUUGCAAACAUUUCUGUAGACCUACAAAACCGCAUGUUAGAUAUCAGAGUGCCGUUUGUUUGGCAUUCCUUAAUAGUUACAUCCUUUGAAUUAGGAAAAUAGUAAAUAAUAUGUAUAUUGUUAGCCAAGCUCUUCAGGCUACGGUUUUACAAUUUUCUUUUUUCCGUUUUGCGAACAUUCCUUUAAACGCAGUUUUGAAAAUAAGACGGUGUCAGCGUUUAGUUCUACCAAAACCGAUCACCAGUUAUUUCGUAGCUCAGGAAGUUUCAGAUUGGAAUGCAUUCAAAGAAAGAUGUGUGUAAAUAUAACACAUCGUUCAAUAAGUCCCGGGACUAACUAUGAAAACAAUCUUUUAUCGGCAAAAUUCUUUAUUAUUCAUCAACAUAAUCUCCUUCAAGGGUUAUACAAUCAUUCUAACGCU